AUGAACGAGGAUUCGCCUACGCUUGAAGAAAUCAUCGAACUAACCCGCCAAGAACUCACCACAGCACAGGCACCCGACCCAAUUCGUGAAUGCGGCCGCGCCGCACUGCUACUCCUUCCCAACGAUCCCGAUGUUUGCUUGAAGCUCGCAUACCAAAAGCUACACGAUGUACCAUACAAGGAUGUGAAGACGUGUUGGCGGAGACUGUACAUAGAUGCGAGCCUGUAUCAAGUGCUGAAACUAGCCGAGCAUGCAUGUGAAAGGGACGAGGUCGAUCAGGUUGUACGGCUGUUGGAUAUGGCCCUCAUACUGACAGGAGCGCCUGGCCGGGAGGAGCUCGUGGAGUUGUGGUUUACAGCCCUGAAAGCAGCCUUGACUACUACAAUGCAAGAAAUCGACAUCAAUGACUCUGGAAGGCCGUUGAAGCGACAGAAGCUUUCUUCAUCAAGUCAAUCCUCGCGCAUCCCAACCGGCUUCCCCAUUGAUUUUCCCGAACCUGCACCUACCCUUCAGUAUCCCAUCCAGCGAACGAAAGAGCUUAGUCUAUCGGCCUUUCAGAAGAUAGUUUCCAAUACGGAAGGGCAUACACCGCUGAUUAUUGAAGGUGCAAUACAGCACUGGCCUGCGCUCGAAGAGCGACCGUGGAACAACCCAGGCUACUUGCUAGAGCAGACGCUAGGAGGCAGAAGGCUGAUACCAGUCGAGGUUGGAAAGAGCUACACAGACGAAGGAUGGGGCCAACGCAUAAUUACAUUCCGUGAAUUCAUGGAGACGUAUAUGCUGGACGGGUUUGCCGAACCCGCAGAGCCUACAGAAGAAACCCACGCCACCUACAACAGCAACAGCGACACCGCGCCACCGACCCCAAAAGCACAAAAAACACCCACCGGCUAUCUCGCCCAACAUGACCUCUUCGCGCAAAUCCCCUCUUUACGCGCAGACAUCAGCACCCCCGACUACUGCUACUCGGAACCAGCGCACUCCCCCCACCUUACACACAUCAAACCCGUCGCCAAACUCGACGAGCCGCUGCUAAACGCCUGGUUCGGCCCUGCAGGUACAAUAUCCCCGCUACAUACAGACCCCUACCACAACAUCCUCGCCCAGGUCGCAGGCUACAAGUACGUGCGUCUAUAUGCUCCACACGAAACGCGGAAUUUGCACCCCAGAAGCGUAGGCGAGAGUGGUGUUGAUAUGAGCAAUACGAGUCAAGUUGAUUUGGAUGAGGCUAUGGCGGUGUAUCCUGAUAUCUCGUGUUGGGAGAGUAAGAGGAGUGAUGACGGGCGGGAAGAGGUCUUGGAUGAAGCAAGGAGUGUGUUUGAAGAGCAGUUUCCUGGCUUCAAAGAUGCAGAGUAUGUAGAUGCGAUACUUGGCCCCGGGGAGUGCUUGUAUCUCCCAGUAGGUUGGUGGCAUUAUAUUCGUAGUUUGACGCCGAGUUUUAGCGUGAGUUUUUGGUUCAACUAG
Molecule: messenger RNA, 1464 nt
Organism: Pyrenophora tritici-repentis Pt-1C-BFP
Lineage: Eukaryota; Fungi; Ascomycota; Dothideomycetes; Pleosporales; Pleosporaceae
Source: RefSeq, a predicted model, not a curated record